This is a messenger RNA of Acanthosepion pharaonis, 2916 nucleotides long. The record is from the annotation of a GenBank genome assembly. Lineage: Eukaryota; Metazoa; Mollusca; Cephalopoda; Sepiida; Sepiidae.
AUGCGACCAGUCGUCAUAGCCAACGCCCAGCGUUUCGCCGAUCAACAGCGCGCGCAGUCCGGAGCAGUCGAUGAACAGAUCGCCCGCGACCGUCCGUCCAUCCUCCAGCGUCAGCGAUGCUAUGAAGCCGCUCUCGCCUUCCCCGCCGACCGACGCGACGAUCCCCUCGAUCCGCGUCACGCCCGAACGCUCCGCCGUGCCGCGCAGCCCAGCGUCGACAGCAGCGACCGGCGGUCCGCCACCGGCCGCGCAGAAGCGACCUGCCUUCGCCGCCUGCGCCGUCAGCGAAUAGGCCUCGGUCGGCGCCGCGUCGCCAUCGGCACGCCCCGGAUCAGCCGGUGCAGGAACAUCGCGCCAUCGCCGGGCGGCCCGAACGCCGAAAGGAUGGAAAUACCGGCUGCCCGCCCCGUUCCAGCCGACGAACUCGAUGCCCAGCUUCACCGUCGCCUUGGUCUCGGCCAUGAACUGCCGCUCGUCCAGACCGAUGAUCUGGUGAACCAGUGGAUGGUGGGAAUGGUCGCCUCGCCCACCCUGAUCGUGCCGAUCGCGUCAGAUCUGAUCAGGGUGAUGGUAACGCCUUGCCCGGCCACUGCGCGUGACAGGGCGGCGGCGGUCAUCCAGCCCGCCGUUCCCCGCCCGGAUCACGAUCCGGCGAAUGCGAUUGUCCGUCAUGCCGGCCAGCCUAUCCGAUCACCCCUGCCCGAGCGAGCGUCAUCCGGCGGAGCACGCGACCCCGUUCCCGGCCGGGCGACGCAGCGCCAGAUAGACGGUGCUCCAGAGCUGGGCCGCGUUGGGACUGUCGACGUCCGCGCCGGCCGCGCCAAAGGGCAGGACCUGGUAUCGACCAUCGGCAUAGCGCCGGGACAGACCACAGUUCCGAACUCUGCACGGCGCGCGUCGCCUCGAUCCCGUCCCACAGGCAGGAUUGCGCGGGCGAGCGCGUACGGACAUUGGCGGGCAGGUCACGCCGUUCCAACUGCCGCGCCAGACCGGCGGCGACCAGCGCCUGCUGCCAGCUCCACACCACCGUGCCGUGAUAGGCGUUGGGCGAGAAUUUGCGCUGGAUCGCCUCGUCGGCAAAGGCCGGGUUGGCCACCAGCAUCCCCGCCCCCGUGCGCAGCCCGGCCGGAAAGGCGUCGAGCAGCGCGAAGCCCGGAUCGCUGUUCUGCACCGGGAUCGGCCGCCCUUGCGCGUCCAAUGCGAUGGCCGGAAACGGACUGCCUCACGCCCGAUCGCCGCCAGCGCCGGCGCGUCCGGCACGCCGAUGGUUCGGGCAUAGCGGCGAUCGACUGCCGCGCCGCUUCCGGAGAUAGCGUCACGUCGAACAGCGGCGGCGCCUUUGGCCCGCCAGACAUCGGCGAUGGCCCGCGCCCGGGCGAAGUCCUUCGCAUCGCCGGCUGCCAGAUAGGGAUGCAGCAGCCCGCUCGCCUGCAAGGCCGCCGUCGAAUCCAGCGCGGCGGGGACCAACACGGCAUUGACGUCAUAGAUACGGCCACCCGCCAGUCCGUCGUUGCUGUCCCGCCAUUCGCCGGCAUCCAUGCCGGGCUUGAGCGCGACCAGUGCGCAGGCACGGGCUCGCGCGCGAAGGGCGUCGCCUGUCGCAGCACGAAGCGCAGGUUGCGGACCAUCCGCGCGCCCAGCGUCUCGCCGUCCACCCCGCUGCGCCAGAAACGCCGCCGCCGGCCCGUCCGCGCGGGUCAUCGAGCAACCAUGCCCGCGCGACGGGGCCAGCAUAUAGCUGUCGACCAUGUUGUGAAGUACACCGGCGCAUCCGACGAGGUACCGUCCGCCUUGCGAUGGUCGAGGAUGGCGAACUCGCCGAUAUCCUCCUCAUGCGCGACCUCACCCCGUGCAGAGAGGCGCGCGAGCACCGAGGACAGUCCCGUCUCCACCGCCGCCGGUUGCAGCGCGGGCAUCAGCAGCCGCACCGACAUCAGCCUGAGGAAAGUCAGGGCAUUGCGAGCGCCCAUAUCCGCCUGCGCCUUGCCGUUGAGCAGUUGGGCACCACCGCGCGGAGUCAGCGGCGUCUCACCGGUCAGCGCGGUCACGGCGAAGCGGAUCGUCCUGUCCUUCCCCGCCGAUCGCGCCGUCCGCGAUACGGCCAUUCGUGACGCACCUCGGCGGGGCGGUGCCCAGCGCCUGAUAGUCGCGAAUGACGCGGAUGCUCGACAGCACGGCCUGACGCGGCACCGUGCGAGGCGCAGCGAUGGUCACGGCGAAGCGGACACCGUGGAGCGGCCGCCCUGGCGUCGCGCUCCGUCACCGGCUGCGGCGCGCCCUCCAGCCGCCAUUCGGCGUCCCCGCCAGCGGCUCGAACCAGAGCGCGGUGCCGCUGAUUGCCUGCCGGGAAAGCAACCAGCAGGCGUGGCUGCUUUCCCGAGCGCAGCACGACAUGCGCCGCGACCGACCGGCGCGCGUGAAGCUGUUGAUGUUCAGCCCCUCGCUCACCGUGUAACGCUCGACCGGAUCGGCCCCGCGCCCGGUGCCGGUCAGGCCAGCACCGCCGCCAGCCCCAGGACAGCCGGAUCGCCGCCCGGCGCUUCACAGCUUCAAGGUCGCGCUGAACAGCGCAUUGCGGCCGACGAUCGCGCGGCCAUAGAAAUAGCCGUCGACGAUGGUAAAGCCCUUCACAUUGGUCAGAUUGUCGACGCUGACCGACAGGUUCAGGCGCGGCGUGGCGUCGAUGCUCGCGCCGAUCGAGAACACGCCGUAAUCGGGCAGCGCGAUGCCGUUGCCGCUGUCGGCGAAGAUCUUGCCGAUAUAUUUGUACCGGCUGUAAAUCUCGCCCAGCCCACCGGGCAGGAUGAAGACGGGGUGACAGUCAACAGCUUCUUGGGCGUCCGCUCGGGCGUAUUGCCGUCAUAUUGCGGCUGGGCGACGCCGUUGAAGCGCAGGUUGCUCAGCUUGGGGUCCUGA